AUGGGCUCACUUCUCGUACUCAUGAUGGUCCAUAGGAUGUGCACUCGCUUGUUUUGCUCUCUCACUAGGAUAUUCACUCCAUCCACUGAAGCCCCCGGUUUUCUUUACCGCCAGUUCCAAUCCCCCAAUAACGGGCGUCUUCGUGUCAAUGUAAUCGACACAAGAGAUGAGGGGGCAUGGGGACAAGGCCCCUUUCAUCAAUCAAUCAAUCAAUCCUCAGACUCAUUCACUCACUGCAUGCAUGUUAUGGGCUGGCAAUCCGCGCGCCGCACCCGGCCCGUCCGACGUGCCGAGCCAGUCAUGGGCUCUGCAUCGGUGCCCGAAAAGUGA
Molecule: messenger RNA, 330 nt
Organism: Aspergillus candidus
Lineage: Eukaryota; Fungi; Ascomycota; Eurotiomycetes; Eurotiales; Aspergillaceae
Exons: 3
Coding region: 1-330 (109 amino acids)
Source: RefSeq, a predicted model, not a curated record